AAUAAUGCUUCCCGAGAUUCCUUCUCUAUUCCUUCAAGUUUGUAACCCUAGCUUCGCAUUCAUUAGAUUUUUCUUCUGGAGUUCAUCUGUGAUCACGAGGUUUAAUUUAAUCUGUCUUUUUCUUUUUCCUUAGUUUCGAUCUACUCUUUUGUUGUUUAACAAUCAGCUCUGACAGGUUAGGUAGAGGUAAUUAGCAGUUAGAAGAUUCAUUGUUUACAUUCGAAAAACAAGAAGAGACGGCAACCACCACGAUCUGUAUUCAAUGGAGGUUUGUCAGUACACGGAAGAAGCCUUAGAUGCUGCCAUCAAAAAAUUUGAAGGCUUCGGCAAGACUCUUGUGUUUAAACCAUCUCGUGAUAUGGCUGCAACCAAAAGCACUAAAGACCUGCAUUUUGAGGAGAUGGAAAGGUAUAUGCAAGCAAGACUUGCUUCCUCGGUAAAAAUUCGAACCUCCUAUAGAUUGCUUAGGGGUUAUUCUGGGACGGAAUAUGUUUUUAACAAAAAAGAUGACGCUGCAGGACCCUCCACUUCGGUGAAACUGCAGUUGGAAACUAAUGUGCAAGAUAUUAUUAAGUUAACUAACGUCACAAUCUGUCCCAAGGUAGGAGGGCAAGGUGGAAAGAUCAUUAUGGGUACUCUCGAAGCGCAUGUGAAUGGGUUCCGGUAUAAAACCUCCGGUGCCCAUCCUUAUAUAGAUGUUGUGUAUGAGAACAUAAAGUGCCCUUUCUUCCGAGCUGGAGAGCAUGAGAUACCUCCUAUCUUGCACUUACACUUGCACAACCAGAUCAUGUUGGGGACAGAAGAGACUAAUGAUAUCAAUUUCCAGUUGGACUCGACCCUUGUACAGACUGAUGACCGUAACAAAGAUCUCCAGGACUUUGUCGACAAAGUUGCAGAUUUGUGGGAAUCCGAGCCUGUAGUUAUCAAUUAUUUUGAAUCGCCAGAGUACGAAUUUCAUGGUUUUUUCCCCACAGGGGCGCGGGCUGUCUUUGCGCUGACUUUAUUUUUCCUAGUAGAGCUUGUAGAAACAAAUCCCAUUGUGGUUAAACUAGACGAGAUCGAGAUUGUCAAUCUGGCGCAGCUUAGACCCAAUGAAAUUGAUAUGACAGUGGUAUUCAAAGACUUCAGUCGUGACGUGCUUCAAAUCAACUCAAUUCCAUUAGAGUUACUAGCUGAUAUUAAACAUCGUCUGACCUGUUCAAACGUCAAGUACUAUCAGAACGAGCGAAAACUGAAUUGGAACGAAGAAGUGAAGAAAUUCAGAGAUUCCCCAGAGAAGUUCAUCAUGGAUGGUGGGUGGGAGUCCUUGGACCUCGAGGCUGGUGAUGCUUCUAAAUGUUUCUACUGGGAAGAAUACGGUGGAUUAGAUGAAGAGGAUUGGUGAUGCUUGUGACUGUUUCUCUAUUAGGAAGAAUUUGGUGAUUGAGAUGAAGAGGAUUUCUAAAACUAAUGACUGGUGGAGCGGGAAGUGCGAUCAGUCAGAUUAUGAAGAAUAGAGUAUAGCAGACCAUAAAUUAUCUUUGUCGCUCUAGUUUGUUAAUCGAUAUUACUGUCGCAGAUGUUGCUUUUGAUGACAAUUUAUAUUAUCUGGUUUCUAGUUUCCAUAGGACUGAUUUAAAAACAUCACAUUAUUCACAUCAAGAAAGUCUUACCAGAGAGAGGUCUUUCUUGACUAAGUUUGUAAGUAUGACCAGGAAGCUCCUGAAUUGGGGAUUUGAUAACUCACUUUCAGUUUUCAAUAGAUUUAAAGCAAAUUGCAAAAGUAA
Papaver somniferum (opium poppy) is the source of this 1766-nucleotide messenger RNA. RefSeq names its product FACT complex subunit SPT16-like. Bases 263 to 1384 code for a protein of 373 amino acids. Gene Ontology annotation, cellular component: FACT complex. NCBI's taxonomy places the organism in Eukaryota, Viridiplantae, Streptophyta, Magnoliopsida, Ranunculales, Papaveraceae. The record is from RefSeq and is a predicted model, not a curated record. Gene Ontology annotation, biological process: transcription elongation by RNA polymerase II; positive regulation of transcription elongation by RNA polymerase II. The transcript is spliced from 3 exons. Gene Ontology annotation, molecular function: nucleosome binding.